Molecule: messenger RNA, 2076 nt
Organism: Pogonomyrmex barbatus (red harvester ant)
Lineage: Eukaryota; Metazoa; Arthropoda; Insecta; Hymenoptera; Formicidae
Product: ADP-ribosylation factor-like protein 2
Biological process (GO): non-motile cilium assembly; receptor localization to non-motile cilium
Cellular component (GO): ciliary membrane; non-motile cilium
Molecular function (GO): GTPase activity; GTP binding
Source: RefSeq, a predicted model, not a curated record
UUUUCCAUUUUUUCUAAUCCUUAGAACUAAAAAGAUAAUAAAUUAAACGAGAUUGAAGUUAAUUUAGAUUGGUAGAAAUGGGACAACAAAAUUAUAUCUAAUUAAUUUGAAAUACAAAAAUACGUCGAGGAUAAGAUAGGUCUCAAGGAUUUUAUACAACUUUGGCGGAAGUAAAGUUCAGAAUUUUUCAAAAUUAUUUUUACAGAGGUACAUAUUAAAAUUGCAAAUAAUCAUAAUGUAAGUAAUCAUAACAGUAAAUAUCAGAUCUAAACACGAUCAGUCCGAAUGACGCAUAUGCGGGAUAUAUAGGGUGUUCUAAACAUUUAUGCUGAGGAGUAUCCCCCAGAGCUGUAGCAAGUUCAACUGGCGCCUCGGCCAAACCGAUCUCGACUUAAUUACCUCUAUUACAUUUCCAAAAUAAUAUAAAAAAAUAUACUUACAUCUGCCUCUUUUCCUAUGAUAUUAAUACGUAAAAAGAGAUAGGUAUUUUAAACAAAAAGUGAAAAAUAAUCAACAGACGCAUUUGACUGGCUACUUUUGGGACGCUUUAUACAUGCGCGUGAUGCGUCACGCAUGUAUGAUGGUGACUGAUGGUGUAUGUAUAUGUAUGCCGAUUACGCGAGGUUGUAUUCGCGAUGGAUGACAGGAGCCCGUCGGAGCGCGAUUAGGACCACGAGAAAUACCUAGUCGCGGAUUUUUCUCCCCCCUCCGCGAUGGGCAAUUGCAUCAGGAGCGUGCUGAAGAGGCUGCGAAGGAACCGUGCCGCGGAAAAGACCAUUAUCCUGCUCAUUGUGGGACUGGACAACGCUGGGAAGUCGACGAUACUGAACCAUAUCAGUGGCGAUCCAGAUCAGAAUGUAUUGCCUACGAUGGGAUUCCGGACGGUAUCCUUAAAGCAUAAAUCCUAUUUCGUGAAGAUAUACGAUGUAGGAGGUAGUUCCCAGAUCAGAGCGUUGUGGCCUAAAUAUUACAACGAUAUACAUGGUCUUAUAUACGUGGUGGAUGCUAGCGAUAUUUCUCGUCUUGCGGAAAAUAAAGUCGUGUUUAAUGAAUUAAUCACACAUGAGCAUAUCUCGACGAAACCAAUAUUGUUACUCGCCAACAAACAGGAUUUAAAUGGAGCUAUCGACGAGUUGGAUGUAGUUGAAAAUCUGGAUGUAGAGCAUGCAGCCAACACUAUGAAAUGUCCGACAAGGGUCGAAACAUGCUCUUGCAUUUUUGACAAGGAACAAUCCAAGAGCAGUACUGCAGGCAUAAAAGAUGGAUAUAAGUGGUUGUUGGAUACUAUAGUAAAGAACUAUGCUAUCCUGAAUAGCAGAGUAAAACAAUUACAAAAUAGUCAACGUAAAAGCAUUCAGGAGACACAAUCUGUUGCGUCAAAUACACCAUCAAGAAUGUCAGUACAUUCCAAUCCUUUUAAACCUAUUAAAGAUCUUCUGGCAGCAAAGGAUGAAGUUUUAAUAAGUGAAUCGUGCAAUGGUACCAGUGAAGGAAGAAGCAUUAUAAAAGCUUUUACACGGAGAAAUAAGACUGCCCCUCUUCCAGUUGAACAAACGACAAUUGAAUGUGAAAGUCUUUCACGAAAUCCUAUUCCUAAUGUAGAAACUCUGCCUGAAGAGAAAAGUACACAAACUAUGACUACAAUAUUAGACCCUUUGAGUUUAAAUACUAAUCAUAGUGAAAGCUACAAUAUGAAAUUAAUCCGUCCAUACACAGCGCCAGAAAGAUCACAACGAUUAUCAAGUAAUAUGACGAUAGUUAAUAUUCCUGGACAAGUACCUCAAUGACAGGAUCUGUAAAUUUUGUAUAUAAGUUGUUUGUAAGUUAAAAGGGACCAUACAUAAUUUAAUGAAUCAUAUGUUAUGCUAUGAACAAAAAACUGUAAAUGGCCAUAAAAAUAAGUUACAUUAAGCUAAACAUUAUAUAGCUUUUAAAUAAGUGAUAUCUUUGCUAAUUUUCAUAAAUCAAUUUUGCUUAACUUUAUAUAUAUAUAUAUAUAUGUGUGUGUUUUAAGUUACUAUCUUUUUUGUAUAAACGCUUUAUAUCAUCUCUAUUGUUAAACUCGAAAGGCAAAAA